GAGCCGAAGCAAGCUCUUAUCUCGCUGGCUGGCUAGCUUACCCCAGCAACUCACCCUGCUGGGCGCAAAAAACUUGGAGCUUUCAAACCAGCUGAUUGAUAUCAUUCAUUCUGCUGCCUCUCGGUCGAACAAGGAUUUGCUGCAGAGUUUGCAAGCCACUGCUGAUCGCAUAUAUGAUCCCCUAGAUGGCACCCUGGUCCUUCUUCCCGCGGAGACGCAGCGGCGGCUCGUGCAGCUCCUCUACUUCUUGCCCGGCCUGCCGGCCAGCCUGCUUGCGUGCCUCAGCCGCUGCUGUAUCAUGGGCAGGGUGUCUCCCGAGCUGGCUGCCACGCUCCUUGGGAUACUCCACAUGAGAUCGUCCUUUGCAGGUUGGAAGUGCCAAGUGCAAGACAACUCGGUGAAUGAUGUGGAUUAUUUCAGCUUCUUGUUUUCAACCCUUAUAGGGUUUUCAAGAGAGGAGUUGACUAGUCUUCAGGGCAUUAGAGGAAAGCCACAUAUUAGUCAGACGCAGCUUUCACCGGUCCGUCUUUACCUAACUGAUCUUGACCAGUUUCUACACCACUGGGCUGUGACAGAGAUGGUCUGUCACAGCUUGUCCACUAUACCUUCACAAAGUCAGUGUUUCGACAUUCUCCAGACUGGCAUCUGUAAAUACCUGGUUGGAUUGGUUGUAAUACCCGAUAGCACAGCUGGAUCUGUUCUGUGUGCCAUAAAUAAGCUCUUGGAUCAAGCCUGCAUCCUAAAUGAAAACCUGCACAAGUUCUUAGCCUCUUGUUGUUACAGUCUUUUGUACUUUCUGCUAACUUUAGACAAAGAGGAUGCAGAACAUGUACAGAAAAGGGACCUGCUGUGGGGCUCGUGUGUGUCCGCGCUCGCCCUCCUGCCCCGCUUGCUGCGGCUGAUGCUGCAGAGUCUCCAAGUGAGCAGGAUCUGCCGGGAGGAGCUGCCCGUGGUUGCUCAGCUGCUUCGCUUGCUCAUGCAGCACGGUCAGCUCAGGAGCCAUAUGGUGACAAACGAAUUUCUGGUGCAACAGAUUAUCAAGGACAUCAUGACCCUGAAGAGUGGUGACAUUCAGGAGCAGUGGCUGACAGACCUCCACUACUGUUUCAACAUCUACCUGGCCUCUCAUUCCCAGGGCCCUGGCCCCAUAAACACAGUGUAUUAAAGAGGUGGAACUACAUGACUGUAAAGCAUUUAUUUCUGUUUUGUUUUGAAUAGCUGAUGUUGGAACAAAGCUUGUCAUUUUUUGUAAGCGAAACCCGGAAUAAAGAUUUUACAAAGAACUGCA
This is a messenger RNA of Tinamus guttatus (white-throated tinamou), 1288 nucleotides long. The record is from RefSeq and is a predicted model, not a curated record. Lineage: Eukaryota; Metazoa; Chordata; Aves; Tinamiformes; Tinamidae.